Molecule: messenger RNA, 3718 nt
Organism: Etheostoma spectabile (orangethroat darter)
Lineage: Eukaryota; Metazoa; Chordata; Actinopteri; Perciformes; Percidae
Gene: recql
Product: RecQ helicase-like
Exons: 15
Coding region: 310-2814 (834 amino acids)
Biological process (GO): double-strand break repair via homologous recombination
Cellular component (GO): cytoplasm; chromosome
Molecular function (GO): ATP binding; four-way junction helicase activity; 3'-5' DNA helicase activity
Source: RefSeq, a predicted model, not a curated record
GUCAGGCAGCACUGACGUUGACUUGAGAUAACAGAAUAUUUUGGUCUAUUUAUUAAACACAGAUUGCAAAAAAAGUGUAUAUCGUGCAACAGGAGGCGGGAGUUGUAGGCAGCCUGGCAGGCGGAACUCAGGGCAGUAAUGGUUUGUUCCGGGGCGCUGUGUGGUCUACGGUCUGCUAUAGCAACCGAGAAGUGGACUCACCAACACUAAAGAAACUGGCCUGGAUGAAGUUGGGACGUGGAAAUUCUAUCAACAUCUCUGACAGUCUGAUGGUUGGCUCCUUUCUCAAAGCAAAUCAGUCUAUGAAAUAUGGAUGGUGGAAAUAAAGAUGUGCAGGCAGAGCUGGACUCAGUGGAGGCCGAGCUGGAGUUGGUGGAGCUACAGAUAGCAGAGCUCCUGCAGAAGCAGGCGGAGCUGAAUUCUCGUAAAGACGCACUGCUGCAGCGGCUGGAGGAGGCCUGCGAUGCUGCACAGCCGUCCUCCUCUUCAUCCUCAUCUUCCUCAAAAUCAUCUAAAGUUGAUCCAGCAAUGAGCAAGCAGGAGAUGCAGCUCUAUGAUGGCACAGAUUUUCCAUGGUCCAAAGAGGUGGAGCAGCACCUGAAGGACUCGUUCCAUCUCUCCACAUUCAGACCACUGCAGCUGAGGGCCAUCAACCUGACCAUGUCAAGCAAAGAUCUAUACCUAGUGAUGCCCACAGGAAGAGGGAAAAGCCUCUGUUACCAGCUGCCUGCUGUCUGCUCCAAGGGUUUUACAUUGGUUGUCACUCCCUUGGUGUCCCUGAUGGAAGACCAGAUCAUGUACCUGAAGUCCAUUGAUGUGUCCGCAGUGAUGCUGAAUGCGUCGAGUAGCAAGGAGCAUGCCAAAACCGUCAUGGCUGGCAUGAUGGAUCCCAAGGCCACUUUCAAGCUGCUGUACGUGACUCCAGAGAAGAUCGCCAAGAGCAAGCUGUUCAUGUCUCGUCUGGAGAAAGCCUACAACGUAAACUUGCUGAGUCGUAUCGCUGUGGACGAGGUGCACUGCUGCAGCCAGUGGGGACAUGACUUCAGACCAGAUUAUAAACUACUGGGCAUUCUAAAGAGGCAGUUCCCCAAAGUCCCAUUACUCGGGCUCACAGCCACAGCAACCAGCAGCGUCCUCAAGGACUGUGAGAAGAUCCUGUGUGUGCCACGGCCAAUCACACUCUCUGCAUCCUUCAACCGAACUAAUCUCUAUUACGAGGUUCGUAUUAAACAUUCUAACUCUGAAGCAUCGAUAAGUGACAUUGCCUCUCUGAUCAAGAACCAAUACAAAGACCAGUCAGGGAUCGUGUAUGUGUUCUCUCAGAAGGAUGCAGAGUCUGUGUCAUCAGAACUCCAGAAGAAAGACAUCCUUGCCUAUCCCUACCAUGCUCACAUGGAACCCGACGUUAAGUCCCGCAUUCACCGCAAAUGGACCUCCAACAAAAUCCAGGUGGUGGUAGCCACAGUGGCGUUUGGCAUGGGCAUCGACAAGCCUGACGUCAGGUUUGUCAUCCACCACACCAUCAGUAAGUCCAUUGAGAACUACUACCAAGAGAGCGGACGCGCAGGUCGAGACGACCGUCAAGCAGACUGCAUUGUCUACUUUGGCUUUGCUGAUAUCUUCAGGAUCAGCACCAUGGUAGUGAUGGAGAACGUUGGUCAGCAGAAGCUGCUGCAGAUGGUCGACUACUGCCAAAAUAUUGACAGGUGUCGGCGCUCUCUCAUGGCUGUUCAUUUUGAUGAGGUGUGGGACGAUGAAGGAUGCAACCAGAUGUGUGAUACUUGUCGCCAUGCAAAAGACUACACCACCGUGGACAUUACCCAGCAUGCCAAGCAGGUGGUGCAAAUCUUGGAGCUAGCAGCAUCCAUGGAUGAGAAGCUGACUCCUCUGAAGCUGGUGGAGGCGUGGAUGGGGAAAGGCCCAGCCAAGCACAGGAAGACAAUCCAGACCACCACACUGUCUCGGCUGCAGGCUGAAGCGGUGAUUGUGCGGCUGCUGCUGCAGGGAUACCUCAGAGAGGAUUUCAGCUUUACUCCGUACACUACCUACUUCUACGUGAAGCUGGGUCGCAAAGCUCCUCUGCUGAAGAACCAGACUCACACACUCACCAUGAAGAUGAGAACAGGGACUGCAUUUGCGGUGGACACAUCAGCCAAUGAGGAGGAGAUUGAUGUGACCUUUGACCCCAUUCUCAUGGACAACAGCUGUCCCCCACAGCCCAAACAGAAAGUAAUUAAAGAGCAGAAGAACCUGUCCAGGAAACGAGACCUGAAGCCAGACAGACAGACAGACAGAUGGACAGAGAGGGCAAACCAACAGCUGACAGAGGUUGAGGAGAAUAAAAGGAGGUCCAUCAUUCCCCAACAUGAAAUUGAGGUUGAUGUUGAAAUAAACAUUGUGAAUAACGGGGAUGUUCAGAAAGCGCCAUCACAUCCAGUUAAACCUUGUUCCAAACGCAAAUCCACCACCCCUCAAAGAAUGAGGAGGAAACCCUGCUGUGACGUGUCCGCAUCAGAUGUUCCCUCUCCGUCCCCAGGUGGCAACAUCCUGCCCAGCUCUCCGUCACACAACUCCAUCAUCUCUGAGACGGCAGCUGAAGAGCUCUGUGACCUGAGGAACUACUACAGCAAGCAGCUGAGGAGGAUCAACUACAUUUCCCAUGAAUACCUGGGGCAGCCUGCAGAGCCAGGAGUCCUGGCGUGCAUCAGGGAGCCUCUGAGGAGCCUCCGUCUGCCCCGCAGGGUGACCAUUGCCCAGACGGCGCGCAGCCUGUGGACACGAGUCAGUGGCAGGAGGAAGCUGGUUCACCAGUGACCGCAGCAGUUAGAUUUAAAGAGUAACUUUGUUUUUUAUUCCAACCUGGACCCUAUUUUCCUGUUCGUUAGUGUCUAAGUGGCAGCUGUGAACUGGGCUGCAAUUUAUAGGACAAGGGCACUGUGAAUUUGCGUCCAUUUAAAGUUGAGUUUUUUCCGCUGAUAGACACAGAUUGUUAUUCUAAGUGUCUGACAACAUUAUGGAAAGGCUCCCUAAGAGAUAGACCUUUUAGUUAAAGAGUUAACCAGAGAAAUCGCCAUUGCCGAACUCACCAUAGUGAUGAUUGUUGGAACAAUGGAAAGACGAGCCAAGUUGUCUUUUGGAAGUUUUGAUUUUUUUCUGUUGACUUUGAAUCAGUGUGUUUUAUGAUGAUAAAAUUACUGUUUAUUUAAAUGGAGUCUGGUGGGUUUUGCAAUGGCCAUUUUGGAGCAGUUUCACAAAAAGAUCUUUGUAGAGAUCCUUUCCAUAAUGUUGUCAGACACCAGCUGCCCAAUAACUUGCAUUGUAGCUUGUUUAACAGCGGUCUCUUGUAAUACUGGAUCAAUGUCAAAAAGGAAAAUAGGGUGCAGGUUGAAACAUUUUCCCCGAUAGGUUUAAUAUCAAGAAGCUCUAAUAGUGACUGACGGAUGCUGUAAUUACUCACAAAGAAUCAGCACAUAGUGCCUUUAAAUGCCCUUCAUAAACUUAUAAAUACUUUUCAUACCUCACUUGCUGUGUUGCCAAUGAUGUGAAUGUCUUAGUUAAUACAUUAUUAAUACAAUAACAAGAUUUUACACUUGAUUUAAAGCUGUACUUAUCUUUUUUUAAUCUUGAUUUUAAAUUGACUAAAUGCAAAAAAGGGGCAGGGUUUGGAUUACAGAUUGAGAUCAAUUUGGGGCAUUUAAAAAUAUAUUUUGUUCAAAGU